This is a messenger RNA of Daphnia pulicaria, 1225 nucleotides long. Its product is annotated as solute carrier family 35 member E1 homolog. Lineage: Eukaryota; Metazoa; Arthropoda; Branchiopoda; Diplostraca; Daphniidae. The coding region runs from base 162 to 1190 and encodes 342 amino acids. Gene Ontology annotation, molecular function: antiporter activity. The transcript has 9 exons. Gene Ontology annotation, cellular component: Golgi apparatus. The record is from RefSeq and is a predicted model, not a curated record.
ACGUGGAAUUUUUUUUAUAAUUUAUUCAGCUGGAACGCCGAUCACUAUUCGGUGUGUUUGUUGAUCUUAAGUUUGCACACUUUGACAUUACAUUAAAUGACGUGAAAGUGAAAAUAUUACCGUAAUAUAAGUUGUACAGUUAGUUCAAUUGAUUAUCAAUCAUGACGGAUCGUCGACAAAUACGUGAAGCAACCCGUAUUGUUAUUUUAUGUGUUUUCUGGUAUCUCAUCUCAUCCAGCAACAAUGUAAUUGGGAAAUGGGUUUUAAACGAAUUCCCUUAUCCAAUGACAUUAACAAUGGUCCAGCUGCUCUCCAUUUCUCUUUAUUCUGGUCCUCUUCUUCAAUGCUGGAAUAUUCGCCCAGGCCUACAAAGCAGCUUUUCUAAAGAUUACUAUUGGAAAUUGAUCAUCCCUCUUGCAUUUGGAAAGUUCCUUUCAUCGGUCUUCUCCCAUAUUAGUAUAUGGAAGGUUCCUGUUUCAUUUGCCCACACAGUGAAAGCCUCAAUGCCACUAUUCACAGUGGUACUGUCCAGGGUCCUUAUGGGAGAAAAACAAACAUUACCUGUCUAUUUAUCUUUGAUUCCAAUCAUCAUGGGAGUGGCAAUAGCUACCGUUACUGAAAUAUCUUUCGAUGUAAUCGGAAUGUGGAGUGCUUUAGUUGCGACGUGCGGUUUCAGCUUGCAGAAUAUUUUUAGUAAAAAAGUCUUACACGACACUGGAGUCCAUCAUUUAAGACUCCUUCACAUGUUAGGCCAACUUGCUCUACUGAUGUUCACUCCAGUCUGGGCAAUUUUUGAUUUAUGGAAAAUCAUUCAACACACAAACAUCGAACCGGAGACUAAUAUGUUCAUGAUUUUCACCUACCUCUUUCUCGAUGGACUGUUAAAUUGGCUUCAGAACGUAGUGGCCUUCAGUUUACUUCACUUAGUUACCCCAUUGACUUACGCUGUGGCCAAUGCCUCCAAACGAAUCGCAGUGAUCAGUUUUUCGCUGUUCAUGUUGCGCAAUCCGGUGACCUCUACCAACGUGGCAGGAAUGGCACUUGCCAUUUUCGGUGUUCUCUACUACAAUAAAGCAAAAUAUGAUGCCAACUUACAAAAGAAGAAACUUACUGUUUUACCUCUCGUUGAUCAUAGCAAUGGAGGAGUUGUUGGUCACAAGUUUGCCCUGAAUCGCUUCCAGCACAUAUAAUGUACACAGUUUAAAUACAAAAAAAAAUAUCCCUA